Phytophthora nicotianae INRA-310 is the source of this 465-nucleotide messenger RNA. RefSeq lists its product as hypothetical. Lineage: Eukaryota; Oomycota; Peronosporomycetes; Peronosporales; Peronosporaceae. The record is from RefSeq and is a predicted model, not a curated record. Gene Ontology annotation, molecular function: aminoacyltransferase activity. The coding region runs from base 1 to 465 and encodes 154 amino acids. The transcript has a single exon.
AUGCCCCCAGAGAAGGCAAGUCAGAUAUUUUAUGGGCUCCAAGAAACCCCGUGGAACCAUGACUUCAAGAGAAUCAAGAAUAUCAAGUCACGCCUGUCGUGGAUCAACGAGAGGUACUCAGACGGCGGAGUUGUGCCUUCAGAUCUAAUCGAAAACUUCACCGUCAGGGUAGAUUAUGACUAUAUUCUGGAACUGGACGAGUGCGAUAACAUUAUCGGUGGUGAGUGGUUGUACGAAUCGAACAAUAACCAUCCAGACUUCCUUUGGGUAGUGCAGGGAAAGACACCGUCUGACACCGUCAGUAGUGUUGGUUUGAGCUACCCUGAAGCUGUGAUGCUGCUUGAGAAGUCGGUCGAGUGCUGUGGAUCAACUCUGGUAGUGGAGUUCAACACGAAUAAGACUACGCUGAUGUCUUCCAUAGUGGUCUUACCUAUGGAGACUGUUAUCCAAACGAAACAAAAAUAA